UACAGCGCGCGAAAUCCGUAUAUGCCGAGAGUGUUCAAGAUUAAAUUUAGAAAAAUAGUUAAAAAUAACAUUAAGCCUUGAAGUAUAAAAAAAGAUUUAUAAUCUAUAACUAGUCUUUAUUCGAUAACGUAUUCUUUAUUGAUUAUUUUCGUUAGAAAAAAUUUUCCAAAUCUCCUUCAUAUUCAUUCCAAUGGUAUCUAUUAUCAUCGUAAAGCCUGCUGACGUAAUGAACGCAUGCGAAUCUUAUUAACUGAAUAGAUCUUAGAAAUUUAACUGCAGUCGCAUAACGCAUAACGAACACAACGAUUGCUCCUUUUUUACGUCAUUAGAUUAGACAAGUUGCAUGCGCAUAAAAGUAGCCCAUGUUCGCGUGAUCCCUAUCAGUACGUAGAAAUCAAUUCGAGAGAUAUGAUUCCCCUCAUUGUUCUUGCAGUUCUGCUCCUAUACUUCGCAAGUAAUACUAAAAACGACUCGCCCAACUCCAUCAAAAUCACCUAGAAACAAUUUUCCGAAUCCAAACUACGAUGAAGACCACCGUAGGACUGAUAUCGAUCAGUCUCAUUCUCGUUGCUGGCGACAUGUCGAUGCUGAUGCGUCAGCAACCCGAAAGCCUGCCAGACUUCCUCCUGGAGGAGGUCAUACUGGACAGUCUGGUUAACUUGAUGUCACCGCUUCCAGAGGAUCGUGCCUUUCUACCGAACCUUGCCGAUCCCGUGACCGAUCGAGAGAUCGGUUUCUUUCUCUACAGCAGAGACAAUCCCGCUGAACCUGUGGCGUUGAGGAUCGGCGACGUUGCCAUUUUCAAGACUUCCAAUUUCAACGUUGACAAGCCUAUGAAGGUGUUGAUUCACGGCUGGACGGAUACCGGCAGCAGUUCGUGGGUACAGGACGUUAGGAAGAAUUAUCUGAAGGCGGGGGACUACAACGUCGUCGUGGUGGACUGGUCUGUGGCAUCGUUGAAGGACUAUUUGACAGCGUCAAGGUUGUCGAGACAAGUAGGCGACCACGUGUCCCAAUUCCUCGAGUUUCUCAUGAUGGAGGGUAUCGUUAUACCCGAAGACAUCCACGUUCUAGGCCACAGUCUCGGAGCCCACAUCGCCGGGUUCAUCGGUAGCAACUUGUCGGGGAAAAUUGCGCGCAUCACCGGUAUGGAUCCGGCCAGACCGGAUUUCGAAUACCCUUUUUUGAGGGAACCGAACGACCGGUUGGAUCCUACCGACGCCAAAUUCGUCGACGUAAUUCACACCUGCGCUGGAACCGUCGGAUUCGUCAGACCUAUAGGACACGUAGAUUUCUACCCUAACGGAGGAAUCUUUCGGCAACCGGGAUGUCCCGUUCUGAUGACACAGUACUGCAGUCACGGAAGGUCGCAUCAAUUCAUGUCGGAGUCGAUCGUCAAUCCGACUGGCUUCCCCGCAGUCGAGUGCAACGACUGGAAAGAAUUCAAAGGCAACAGGUGUGGCAGUAACAGAAUCGUUUACAUGGGCGAAAAACUGGACACCGAAGCCAGAGGCAUUUACUUUCUCGAAACCAACGCAGAUGCACCUUUCGGCCGUGGAGAGCUGUAAUUGCAUCAAAACGAAAAAUCUUUUUUGUUGGUACGAGAUUAUGUACAUACACAAAAAUAAAACAAUCCACGCACA
Molecule: messenger RNA, 1643 nt
Organism: Nasonia vitripennis (jewel wasp)
Lineage: Eukaryota; Metazoa; Arthropoda; Insecta; Hymenoptera; Pteromalidae
Product: pancreatic lipase-related protein 2
Exons: 3
Coding region: 525-1568 (347 amino acids)
Biological process (GO): lipid metabolic process
Molecular function (GO): lipase activity
Source: RefSeq, a predicted model, not a curated record